Trematosphaeria pertusa is the source of this 2778-nucleotide messenger RNA. RefSeq names its product FunK1 protein kinase. The coding region runs from base 151 to 2577 and encodes 808 amino acids. NCBI's taxonomy places the organism in Eukaryota, Fungi, Ascomycota, Dothideomycetes, Pleosporales, Trematosphaeriaceae. Gene Ontology annotation, molecular function: protein kinase activity. The record is from RefSeq and is a predicted model, not a curated record. The transcript has a single exon. Gene Ontology annotation, biological process: protein phosphorylation.
CUUCACCCUUUCACACGCCUUCGUACUUCCCUCGGUCCCCCCGAAUCUACAGCCUCCCCAUGAUAUAUUACCUCGCUUGUGGAAGUCUGUUGCGCUUGUCGACCUCCUCAUUACAGCGGUCGUCGCGCUUUCGACGUGUUGCCGGAUUCAAUGGCUACUUUAUCGGAACAUGAUCGCGAUGUAAUCGCGCGGCAUCCCUUGGGCACCUCUCUGGAUCACCUAAGGAAGUCACUCCAGGACGCAGAACAGUCCUACUCCUCGAUCUCCAAUCCGCAUGACGAUGCCGACAAUUCUGAACAAGAUCGCCAGAAGGCAAUAUCCCGACUCCUCUCUGCUUUUAUAGGGAUGGAAGCAGCUCUUGAUCUUCGUUCGAAUAUUAUUAACCGAGAUGUCGUCAUCGAACUGGCAGGCCUCGUUAAACGCAUUCGAGGAGGACACUUCAACUACAGCUACUACCGCCCGCUCGUGAUACUUGUCCUUCAAAAAGAGUCCGACUCUCAGAUCUGGAGCGCCGUGCUCGAUCUCAUCACCACGCUCAACCCAGCGACGCCUCCUGCGAACAUCCCCGCCACGUUCGACAGCACGCCCAUUACCCAUUCCUCCGCUUCCCAGCAAGGCGCCGAACAGACCCGUGCUCUGGUGGAAAGAAAAGUCUUUGAGGAGAUCAGAUUGUGCACAUAUCGCGGCGUAGGAGGGUUCUUUGAGAAAUACUUCGAGGGGAAAGACUGGACGGGCCGUGCUUUGGACGUCUAUGAGGCGACCAAAGACCGACAUGUCGAUGGCGCGUGGACCGAUCUUCCUGAUCCGCCCGUGCAGGCCGAAGUUCUGGACUGGUGGUUCCGCUUCCAGGACGACUUCCUCUCAGAGGAACAACGCCGUUACUAUUCGACCACAAGCCCGAAGGAUCUUGUCGGUGCCGAAGCUCAGCGACAAAUCGAUCUCUUUGUCAAGCGAAACAAUGGGCAGCCGCCGGGUGCAGCGCACGACUGGAGGGACGUCGACGUGAUCGGUGAGCUGAAGGCGUCCAACAACAACAAAAAGGGGACGCUUCUCCAGAUCGGCCGAUACGUGCGGGAUGUUUUCUCCUGUCAGCCGACGCGUCGGUACGUUCACGCGUUUACAAUCUGCGGACGCCAGAUGGAGGUUUGGGUAUUUGACCGUUCGGGAUGUUACAGCCCUGGUGCGUUCGAUAUCCACGAAGAGCCCGGACGAUUUAUACAGGUGAUCGCCGGCUACACAAUGAUGAAUGAGGAAGAACUGGGCUUGGACACAUUUACAGAGCGGGAUGAGGACGGUCGCUUCAUACACAUUGAGCAAGACGGGCCCGCAGGGAGGAAGAGGCUGCGGCUUGACUCGAAUCCCAUCACCCGUCAGCGGGCGAUCGUCUGCCGUGGGACGUCAUGCUAUCUCACGAAGCCUUCGGAGUCCGCGGAUUGGGAUUAUGUCGCCAAGUUUUCAUGGACAUCCAACAUGCGAAAACCAGAGGCAGACCUUCUCAGAUUAGCCCACGAGAGAGGAGUCGAGGGCAUUGCCAGGUUGAUCGGUCACCGCUGCAUCACCGGCAUCCAUGAGAUGCGCUCAGGCCUGACGUUUAAGAAGCCAUACUCUUUUCGAGAUGCUCCAAGCGCCGCCUCAUCAUUUUCGCAAUCUUUCUCCCAGUCUCGACCACCUAGCUUCCUUUCUGGAUCAUUCAGCGAGUUCCAUGGCCUGGGUAUGGCCGACAAACCGUCAAGAAAGCGCAAGGCCAGCGACCUUGGCCGGGAACCCUCCAAGCGAUCGAGAUCCAAAAGUCAGAGAUCGAGCCAACUGCAGAACGAAGUUACGUACGAUGUGGAGGAAGCCCAGGGGACAAGUCUGCUCGCCCCCAAUAACGGUCCAUAUGACAAUCGCAUUUUUCGCUGUCUCGUAAUUUCUCCCGCUGGUCGGGCGAUCUACAAGUACGAGAAGAUAUCAGAACUCCUAGGGGCACUCCGAGAUGCCACCAAGGCCCACAGGUCUCUAUACCUCAAAGGCAACAUUCUGCAUCGGGACAUUUCCGAGAACAACAUUAUCAUAACCGACCCGCAAAAGACUGGCAUCAUGGGGAUGCUGAUCGACCUAGACCUUGCUAAGGAGCUCGGCAGCGGGCGCAGCGGCGCACGUUGCCGCACCGGCACGAUGGAAUUCAUGGCAAUUGAAGUCCUACAAGGGAUCUCCCACACCUACCGGCAUGAUUUGGAGUCGUUCUUUUAUGUGCUUAUCUGGCAGUGCGCCCGUCGUGGCUGGGGUGAGAAGUGGCCGGGAGACACUCUGAUAGCAAAUUGGUACACUGGCAGCUUCCGAGAGAUUGCUAGCGCCAAACGAGGGCAUAUGGGUGUUGAUGGAUUUGAAGAUAUCCUAGAAGAGUUCGCGCCACAUUUCGACUGUGUCAAACCGCUUUGCAGAGAAUUGCGAGGGAUUUUGUUUCCAUACAGCAUGCUCAACACACAAGUUGUGGGUCUAUUCGUUGGGACACCCAAGGACCCGGAGAUUCUCUAUGGGCCGAUCGUCACAGCGUUUGACAAGGCUAUUGAUGAUAUCAAGGCUGAGGAAGGAUAGGGUGCUGCAAUUUAUUGAUUAGACGUUCAAUCCUUUCACUGCUCACAUUUGGAAUACCGCGCCGCUGUUUGUUGUUUGUGUCAAGAGCACACGACCUAUUGGCUUGCUUAUAAAUGGAAAAGCAUCCAUUCAAGCGGUCAGAAAUCCCCCAUCUGCAACUAACAGCGUUUGCUCAGUUUUACCAGUUGCAUUCUAGCGAAC